Spea bombifrons (plains spadefoot toad) is the source of this 1530-nucleotide messenger RNA. It is a transcript of the gene MRPS31, whose product is annotated as mitochondrial ribosomal protein S31. NCBI's taxonomy places the organism in Eukaryota, Metazoa, Chordata, Amphibia, Anura, Pelobatidae. Gene Ontology annotation, molecular function: structural constituent of ribosome. The transcript has 7 exons. Bases 104 to 1261 code for a protein of 385 amino acids. The record is from RefSeq and is a predicted model, not a curated record. Gene Ontology annotation, cellular component: mitochondrial small ribosomal subunit.
GCGUUUCUUGUUUUCGGCCGGAGUUAGCUAGCGUUGCACUCGGGUGUCCUCGCAAUACAGCUCCCCGUGUCAGGGUCACGCUGUGUCCGGGAGUGUGGCUGCAAUGUACCGGAGGAUUGCUCUGACCUUAUGGGGAGACGGGAUUUGGGUCGCAGCCCGGGGGAUAACAGCCGGCACCGGGAUCUCUGCCGGUAGCAGGAAUUUGGAUCAAGCUCUUAGGUGGUUCAGUACUGGUAGUGUCCUCCGAUGUGAAAAAAAUAAGCCUCCUUCUCCCGAGACGAAUGACUCUGCCAAACAUUCAGAAGAUGUGCAGGAAAAGGCAGAAGAACAGCCAGCCAAGGAGAACUUAUUUGGUUUAAUCGGUGGCAUGAAAGUUGAAAUAAGCUCAAAGAGGAGAUUUCAGGCUUUGAAGGUAUCUAAAUCUAAAGGACAUGGUGCAGAACAAGUUGACAACCUGGAAAGUGCAAGCAGCAUGUUCCAAAGGGUUUCAGAAGAAAGCAGUGUAGAAAGUAGCAAGCCGCUAAGUCCGGAUCUGGUGGCCGCGGUCUCUGCCGUUGCGUCAUCACUCCCAUUAGACAAAAAGCAAGUGGAAUCUGAGCUCCUACAACAGCUACGCAAACAUGAACAAGAGACCGAUGCACAGAGAAAAGGAGAAAGCUUCAUCAGUGACAUAAUCUCUGAUAUGAAGAUUGGGAAGCAGUCCAGAUCCAGAUCUCUAUCCCGGCACACUAACGAGAUUCAGUUUGAUGAUGACAGCCAAGGGUACGCCAUGACCAGGGGUGUCACGCAAGAACUUGGUGGUGUCAAAAGGAGAGGGCUAUAUACUGGAAAGCGUCUGAACGUAUUUCCUGUUGUUGCCGAUGCAGAACAGUCGAGUGAAACAGAGUUGACUCCUAGCCUGUGGGAGCUGGAACUGGCCAAUCAGAUAGCAUCAUCCUGUGAACAGCCACCCAGAAACGGCUUUGAGGAGAUGAUUCAAUGGACAAAAGAGGGAAAACUUUGGACAUUUCCAAUUGACAAUGAAGCUGGCCUUGACGAGGAGCAGAAGGUAGAGUUCCAUGAGCACAUAUUCCUGGACAAUUACCUGGAAAACUUUACAAAACAAGGGCCAAUUCGUCAUUUCAUGGAGCUUGUGAUUUGUGGCCUUUCUAAAAACCCAUACCUUACCGUCCAGCAGAAAAGGGAUCACAUAGAAUGGUUCCGGGAGUAUUUUGAGCAAAAAGAGGACAUUUUAAAGGAAAGUGAUGUUUAUCUCAACUAACCAGGGAGAAGAGAAGCACUCUUAAAGCAAUUGAAGAUCCUGCAGUAACCCCCCACAUUGGCUCAUUGUGGAUAUCAUUCCAGUCAACUGUGUCUGGACUCCAAAAACAAAAAGUACGAAAGGAACUUAACAGCAGGUCUACACCUUUCUAAUUCCUCCCAUAAAUCUAUAAACACCAUGUCACAUAGUCAACGAAGAGAUUUAAAAAAAUAAGGCAAUUCCACUAUUAUGUGUAUUUUUUUUUUCAAUAAAGAAUUAAACCAUGAAAA